UGUAAACUUCCCCACGUUGUUUUGCCUGUGGCCUCCUGGCCCUGGUAGGACAUGAUUGUAGCCCAGACCAUGUAGAAAUGCUCAGGAACAGCAAGGUGUGGAGAUGAGGCUGCAGAGGAUCUAAGGUUGCAAAAGCUGGAAUAGCCACAAAGGGAUUUUGCUCAUUGAUUUCAUACCUUCAGUUGUUUCUCUUGAGCUUUUUUGUGGGGACAGACCUGUCCCUCCUAUUUGCCCCACCAACAUGCCAUAGGGCUGUUGAUAAUGCAGUAAGAACAGGGCUGUCCUAACACCCACAUGCCACACCAGCCUGUGGAGUUUGGGAUUAACUUCAGAUUUUGUUACAUGACUCCCUGUUUCACAGUGCUCUUACAGUAUAAACCAUUAGACUUUUUUUCAAAUUACUAAAGCCGUGCAGGAAGAGAUUUGUGUCUCCAUUUUUCUGUGUGGAGUGAGUGUCCCAUCUAUUUGUCUGUAUGUCCCCUGACUAGUAAGGCUGAUCCCUCAUUGCAACACACAGAGUCCAACCCAUUCAGACCUUCUACACAGGUAAACAUGAACCUUAGCUCCUGAACUGCUCAGCACAAUGGACUUUUGCCUGCUGACAUCCAGCCUGGUGCAACUUUAAGGGAUUACCUGGUUACUAUCCAUACAGAACCUGAAUGACAUGUACAUGGUGCUUCUGUGUGAGUCUGAGAAAAGAAAAGCCUCGGGCAUAUUGGUGAGUCAACUUUGGCUGGCCAAUGUUUCUAAAAUAGACCAAAAACAAAGAGGAGAGAGAAAGAAAGCUGUAACCUGUGCUGCUGCACUAAGCCAGCUAAUGAUUCAUUUUCCUUCUGCAAAAUGAACUGAUGGUUCUCACUGAGGUUACCAAUUAGUGCUGCUUAUCAGUUCUCCUUGAGCAGUGAUUCACUCCUCAGCUCCUGAAGGGAACUUGUGAGGCCAAGCCUUGGCCUCAGGGUUUGCUACUCUCUUCAUUAGCCCAGCUCAGGAAGCAGUGCUUAGAAAAUCUGAAUCCAGAGGGUGAGGUUCAUUUCUCAGCUGGGUGGAUGACAGAGGGCUGUACUUCCUGUCAGUCAUGGCAGCAUCUCUGUUGGGCCAGGUCUGGCUUAGCUGUGAUGCAAGCAGGUGGAACAGGGCAGGUCCUGCAGCUCUGUUGCUAAGUGUUGUCUCGGUGACAUGAGAGAUGAGGAAAUGUUCCCUGACCCUCUCAGCGCAGGUUGGCAGGUCAUCUGCUCAGCCAACAAAAUGGGCAGCCUCCAUCAGAAGCAGAACUGCCAUGCUGGAAGCCUGCACAUGUUGCGUAUUCUUGGCAAGCUGAAUUCCUAGUGCCUCUGAGGAACAAAACAGAUGUUUGACUCGCUCAUAACAAUGUGGGAUGCAGUGGAUACCAUGAUGAAUACACGAGAAGGUUUGAUUUGAUGUUUGAGCUGGACAAAAUAUGUUCCUCUCUUCAGCCCCUUGCAUGAAACCUCUAUCCAUUGUUUCAUUUGCCAGGUUUGUCUUCAGUGGUGUGAUGCUGGCCUAUCUGGUUCCCUUCAUCUUUCCAUACACCUUUCACUGUGCUUCAUAACAAAUGGCAGGAUAAAUACGUUCAGGAAGCUGAAUACAUGUAAGAGUGGCAAGAAGUACAUGGUGAACUUGUCCAUGCUUUUCUCAGAAACAAACUCCACUUACCAGACAGCUUGGCAAGUCACUUUUACUUUAAAUUCCUAGCUAUUCCUGGCAACUGUCCAAUGAGUCACAGAGCAGAAUAAAGCAUAUUUCUGCUGGUUUUGCCAGAGUAAUUACUCCUCUGGCUUACCAUACACGCUCUGAGGAAAUGGCAGAGGACUCAGAGCUAUUGUCCUUUGUCCUGUAAAGAAGCACUCUUGCACAGCUUGCUUUGGAAGUGCAGCGAUUGAGGGGAGCUGUACCAUGCCACAGCACUUUGGCAAUUCCAGAUCUUUGCCCCUCCCAGGUCACAGAUCACUUCAGGAAUGAAUGUCCUUUCUGACCUCUGCCUGUCUGUAAGACUGGGAAAGGGGCAGGUUUUGUUUUGGGGGGCAGUAAAACCAGUUGUCUCUUUUUCUGUAUCCCGAGUCCCUUGUUAGCUGAACACUGGCCUCUUCUGAGACAAAACUGAUCCUAAAAUAUGCACAAAGUUGCUGCAGUUACCUGUACAGAGUGUGCUUUGGAAAUCCCUUUUUCUUCAAGUGUUAUAUGUAACAGGCAAAACCAGGUGGAUGUUGAAACCCGAUUUACAAGCAAAAGGAUGUGGCUCGCCAGGAGAUGGGCCUUAUCUGAAGCGAUAUGGAGACACCCAGGCGCUGAUCAUCGCGUGAACGACCCGAGAUGGACAUCAGGAACAUCCCCCGGGCUGAUACAGGAAGUAGUAUUAAUCUGCCAGGCCUGUUUUGGGGUGAAGUCUAGACUGGGCUCAGAGAGGGUGGUGCACUUUCCUGAAUCCUGCAAGGUGCAUGAGGAGAGACACAGGGCUCUGGACAUUCAGCUGGAGGAGGGAAGACUUAGGAGAAACUUGACAACAACUUUUCAAUACGUAAGAAAGGGUUUCCAACAAGAUGGGGCUGGGCUCCUUACUGAAGGAGCCAGACAGCAAGAGGUCAUGGUCAUAAAUCCAAACUGGGGAGUUUUCAGCCAAGUCAGGGAAAGCAGUAAUAUGAUCAUUAAGCAUAAGAAGAGGUUACUUCAGGAGGCUGAAGUCUGUCUGUGGAGUGUCUCAAGGCACGACUGUACGAAGUGGGAAGCAGCCCAAUGCGAAUGCAGCAUUCACCCUGCUGUGAGCGGGAGGCUGGAGGAGAGACCUCCUGGGCUUCUUCCAGUCUGGAUGAGGCUGAGAGUGGGAUCCUGCCAUGGGAUUUCCUGCCUUUCCCUAGGCUGGCCUCCGUGUUUGUCCAGAGCCAUCCUCAGGAUGUGGGGUCUCAGCAGUGUAAUGUGCAUCUCUGUACACCGGUGUUUCCUAUCCAGUGGAAUCCUGAGCCUCCUCUGUCCAAGUGUUUCAAAUGUAAAGCCAUAGGAACAUUG
Messenger RNA from Vidua macroura (Pin-tailed whydah), 3021 nucleotides. RefSeq lists its product as uncharacterized. The record is from RefSeq and is a predicted model, not a curated record. The transcript has 6 exons. Bases 2132 to 3013 code for a protein of 293 amino acids. Lineage: Eukaryota; Metazoa; Chordata; Aves; Passeriformes; Viduidae.